AUGCCUGCAAAUUCGCACGAUGUCCGUUUGAUCCAUGAAGGAGGCACACUAUCGGCAGUAUGGGCUAUUGGAAACAAUGCUAUCUGUAAAGUCCACCGCUGGAGCUCCGAUACCACUUCAGAGAGCAAAACUAUCAAAUUCAUUCAAGGAAAGGCACACCAAGUACCUGUCCCCGAAGUGGUCUAUUCCUGGGAGGAUGGAAAUCGAUCAUUCUGGGUGUUGAAAAGAGUUCCGGAUAUAACGCUAAGAGAGGCUUGGGGAACUAUGUCCGCUACCGAACAAGCUUCUAUCUUGGAUGAGGUUGUUUCUAUAUGCGAUAUACUCGCGUCUGUUACUUCGGAGCGACUCCAGAAUGUAUAUGGCGGUCCAGUCUUAGAGCCUUAUCUUGCUCACUCGGGACAGGAUUCAUUAGAGCCGUUAACUGUUUCUGAGAGUAGGAGAUAUUUCUUUCGGGAAGAUCUUCGUCCAAACCCAGAGAUUGAAGGGCGGUUCCAUCUCUAUCAUCCUGAUCUAGGGCCAGGAAACAUACUUGUUUCCAGUCAAAGUCAAAGGCUGUCGGCGAUCAUCGACUGGGAGUGCGCUGGGGUUUUACCCACGUUUCUGGAUUGCAACAAAGCCUUCUGCGUCUCCGGGCCUGGACUUCCAUCCGCCAAUUCCAGGUAUCGAUGGAAAGUGAAUGGAGAAAGCGACUCAGAAUGA
Molecule: messenger RNA, 699 nt
Organism: Penicillium egyptiacum
Lineage: Eukaryota; Fungi; Ascomycota; Eurotiomycetes; Eurotiales; Aspergillaceae
Source: the annotation of a GenBank genome assembly